AUGGCGUCAAUUGAGGAAGAUGAUGAAUCUUAUCAGCCUGAAUCCUCGGAUUAUAAAUUAAAUGAAUUUGAUGAUAGCUUAAUUACAAAAGCAAACCUAAAAAUUCAAAUUCAACAUGAAAGAUUACAACAAAUGGAUAAAGAACUUGGUUUAAUAAAAUUAUCAUGGCCAACAAAUGGAUCUUACGAUCCAGGAUCAUCGAUUCAGCUACCAUCAACCUAUCAAUCAAACAAUGAAAAAGAAAAAUUAUUAUUAUGGUAUGCUGAAAAUUUUCGUAAACAAUAUAAAAUUAUUCAUCCUCAACGUAAACCAAUUGUUCUUGCUGUUGAAAACGAGUGCAACAUUCAGAAAUUUGUAUCAACGAGUAUUAGACCAAGUACACUGCCAUAUCCGGAAUUCCAAACUUGGCAUGGUUCUGCAAAAUUUGUCAGCGAUUAUGUUACAUACGAGCCAAUGAGGAGACCCCUUUCAUUGGUAAGUUUUCAUAUUCUUAAUCUAAUUAUUUUCUAAUAAUAUCUCACAACAAUUGAGACUUGUUAUCCAUCAACCCAUUACUUCUCUUUCAAAUAAUAAAUACAAAAAAAAAAUGAUCAAAGCUCGAAACAAUUUUUUUUUCUGAUUAUUUUAAUUUUUUUUUUUUCUAUCAACUAUUGAUAUGAAGCUUCGCACUGGUUAACUGAUCGAUUGACUUCAAAUGAUAAUUAUUAUUAUUGUUAUUAUUUACGACUAUUAUGACUAUUAUUUUUUUUAAUUAUUACAAUUAUUUUUUUUUUUUAUUUUUUUUAUUAUUUUUUGUUGAAACAUUUGGUCAUGUACAAUCGCCUGGAUGACAA
This is a messenger RNA of Aphidius gifuensis, 833 nucleotides long. RefSeq names its product dynein regulatory complex subunit 7-like. The transcript has 2 exons. NCBI's taxonomy places the organism in Eukaryota, Metazoa, Arthropoda, Insecta, Hymenoptera, Braconidae. Gene Ontology annotation, cellular component: motile cilium. Bases 1 to 510 code for a protein of 169 amino acids. Gene Ontology annotation, biological process: flagellated sperm motility. The record is from RefSeq and is a predicted model, not a curated record.